Messenger RNA from Ectocarpus sp. CCAP 1310/34, 290 nucleotides. The record is from the annotation of a GenBank genome assembly. NCBI's taxonomy places the organism in Eukaryota, Phaeophyceae, Ectocarpales, Ectocarpaceae.
AAACGUCAUGGACUGCUCAUGGAUCAAUUUCCACCCCGGCCAAUAGGUUGGGAUUUCGAUAGUAGUACAAACGAAAACGAUCAUCAUGAUGGCGAUGAGGGAAAUUCGAGUGGCAACGAUGAAGGAGGAGGAACAGAGGGAACAAGAGGAGGACAAGACAGAGACCAAGACAGCAGUCGAGAAGGGAAUCAUGGCGUGGAAGAGAGCAAGAGCCUCGAGCCAGAGGACCUCCCGCACAAGAAAAGACGGAGAGACAGACAAGAAGAAGAGCUGCCAAAAAGUUGCUGCCA